AUGUGCUGUCACAUCGACCACACAUGUCUGCAGGUCCUGCAUUCAUAUCGAUACGCCAUAUGUGCAUCAGUACUAACGCCGAGCCAGUCUAAGCGCACUGUCAAGGUCGGAAUCACAGGCAAGUACGGCACGCGUUACGGCUCGUCGCUUCGUCGCCAAAUCAAGAAGAUCGAAGUCUUGCAGCACAGUCGCUACACAUGCUCGUUCUGCGGUAAGGACACCGUCAAGCGCAAGGCCGUGGGUAUUUGGGGCUGCAGCGCUUGCAAGAAGGUCGUUGCCGGUGGUGCGUGGUCGAUGAACACCACUGCUGCCGCUACCGUCCGCAGCACGAUCCGUCGUCUGCGUGAGAUUAGCGAGGCGUAA
Malassezia globosa CBS 7966 is the source of this 363-nucleotide messenger RNA. RefSeq lists its product as uncharacterized. Gene Ontology annotation, cellular component: ribosome. The record is from RefSeq and is a predicted model, not a curated record. The transcript has 2 exons. NCBI's taxonomy places the organism in Eukaryota, Fungi, Basidiomycota, Malasseziomycetes, Malasseziales, Malasseziaceae. Gene Ontology annotation, biological process: translation. The coding region runs from base 1 to 363 and encodes 120 amino acids. Gene Ontology annotation, molecular function: structural constituent of ribosome.